UUAGGUAGACCUAGAAGAAAACCCCAAGGAUGGGGCACAUAGGUGCUGUAGCCAUUCUCUUCUCUCCAUUUCUUGAAUGGGAAAUUUCUUUUCCUCUUUUUUCUUGAAUUUCUAGCUCCUUUAUCAUAAUAUCACCAAUUACUCCCAACCGUGCCUAAGUCUUGGAUCAGUCCCUUUACUCGCCAUUUUUACACCUACACAUGUAGUGCUGAGCAAAGGUGGAGAAAACCAUGCAGCCAUUCUUACAGAUCCCUUACAAAUUGAUGCUAUAUAUCCUCAACUGUUCCCUCACUGAUACUAUGCAAUCAGACUAUACAUCUUCCAUCAAGUAACAAGCUCAUUCUCCAUAGGGACUCUUUCAAAUCUUUUCAUCCUUUCUUAAACCUCCUAUGAUCCUCCCUCCCCCUUCAUUCUUAGCUGAAAAUGAGGUCAUUCACUGUGAACUCUCUCUCUUUCUCUCUUUCUAAUCUCCUAUCACUCAUAUGCUUUUUUGCCACUAUCUCCUCAUCACCCCUAUCUCACACGAUGAAGAAGCUUUAUCCUUCUACUUAUUCAAGUGAUUUCUAUGGCCUCUCCCAGCUCAUCUGACUCUUGGGGAUAUUUUUAGUGCUAUUUCUUCAUUUCCAUUCUGUAGCUGUUUUGUUAGAGUGAACAAAAUUGAAGACACAUAAAGCUGAAGUCCAGAUAGGAAGUUGACACCUCUUGAAGCCUUGCAUAAGUGGGGAAAUCCUAUUGUCACAUUACCCAAGAGAAAAAUAAUAUUCUAUAAUAAGUGGGACCAGCAUGCACUUAUAGAAUGACUGCGGAGGGCUCAAGCUUUCAAAAUCAUCUUUCCUGGGAUAUCAUCACAAGAAAAGAUUCUUCUGAGAUAGAGAAAAGAAAUGGAUCCCCUCAAAGAUUCUGCAGUAGAAAACACAGAGAGAAUAGGAUUCCAUUCUCCCCUAUGUUAUUGCAUUAUCGCUGGAGUUUCUAUAUUAUUCCUCAGCUCCUGUUUCAUCACCAAAUGUGUUGUGUCUUAUCGCUUAUUCUCUCGGGAGUGUGAAGAAGACCAGGACCAGUUUUAUUUCGAUGAAUCCACUUGCUCUAUUGACCCUUCAGGAACUAUCAAUAUUUGCUGCCCAUUAAACUGGAAAAAAUUUCAAACAAGCUGUUACUUCUUCUCUAAUGACACCAUGACUUGGACUGCAAGCUUGAAGAAUUGUGAAGAAAUGAGAGCCAAGCUUGCAGUUAUAAACACACGAGAGGAGCAGACUUUUCUUUUCCGAGCAAAACCCAGAGAGAGAGAGUUCUACAUUGGGCUGACAGACCAAGUGGUUGAUGGCCAGUGGAAGUGGGUGGAUGGUACACCAUUCAACAAAUCUUUGAGGAGAGAAAGAAUGGUGGUGGAAAGACAGAGAGACAGAGGAGAAGGAGAAAGAGGAGGAGGAAGAAGAAGAAAGAGGAGGAGGAGGAGAAAGAGAAGGAGGAAGAAGAAGAGCAGGAAGAAGAACAAGAAGAUAUUGUUGAAUUAAAGAAUGAACAGAGCUUAUAAAGUGGAAGAGAGACCAAAAAGUCAGAAAUGUUUAAAAUUCUGAACGCAGGGUCAGCAAUAAACAAGGAAAAAUAAGAUAUUUGAUAGACAGGAUAGAUUUCCACUGGAAUCUGGAUGUAGAAAAAAACUGGGAAAUCUCUCUGUGACUUAAUCUUUUAUAUAUCUUCAGAAGUCAUAGUUUACAAAUGACUCUCAUAUACAUACACAUAGAUUAUGUCAACUGAUCAUCUUAAAUAAACACAAUAAUUAGCAGAGUAAGGAUUAUUAUACCUAUUUUAUGGCAGGUGAGGAACUAGAAACUCAAAGAAAUUAAUGACAUAUUUCAGAUUAUAUAUCUGAUGAUAAAAAUAGGAUUAGAAGAUUCUAGAUCCUCUGAUACCCCAUUCAAGACUUUUCCCAUUAUAUCACUCUGCUGUUCCUAGGGGAUGUCAUCAAUUAAUAUACAAUGUUUGGCCAAUGAAAUGACCUAUAGUUAAAAAAAUUGAAGAUGGAGAGAAUAGUAUCAAAGAAAUAAAAUCAAAACAACCUUCCUUUACCUACUCAUGCACCUCAGGAAUUAACAUCUUUCAU
Molecule: messenger RNA, 2101 nt
Organism: Antechinus flavipes (yellow-footed antechinus)
Lineage: Eukaryota; Metazoa; Chordata; Mammalia; Dasyuromorphia; Dasyuridae
Gene: CLEC4E
Product: C-type lectin domain family 4 member E
Exons: 6
Coding region: 882-1511 (209 amino acids)
Source: RefSeq, a predicted model, not a curated record